AAUCAAUCGAGGAGACGGACUAUCUAAGGUGUGAUAACGUCAAUGACCUGGGAUACUCUUCAGAUAUCCGUGUUUCGCGCCGUCCGUUGUCCUGGAUAGCACGCCGCGCGACAGAAUUUGAUUCACCGCGAUUUGAUCUGAUGGACAGGCCUUGACUCUAACGAACUCGGGCUAUCGUCCCUGGAGAAGAAUGCCAUCAUGGAGGUCGGUAUCCGGAACACACAACGUGCGCCACUCUCAUGCAUCAGCUGCUAUAAGCGAAAGGUAAAAUGCGACAAGAAGAUCCCUUGCGGUCAAUGUGUCCGGCGUGGAGUUGUUUCCACUUGCAGACGAGAGAAGGUCAAGGUCAAGGGCCAGCUGAUGCAAGCAGGUACUGAUGAGAGCCACCUUGGGGCAACUUAUCAAGACCUCUUGCUCGAAAAUCUUGCACUGAGAGCACAGGUCCAUGCAGCCACUCCAAACACUACAGAAAGUCAAUCCAUGAACGAGGAUGAUGUUUUUGUUCUUGACGACACGAUCGAAAGCUUUGGAGUCCAUCUGUUUGAUUCUUUGACGUACAAACACCUUCCUUGCACAGUAACUACGUACGAAGAUGUCGAGUUCCCGACUAGAAAGCAGAGUGAUUACCUGAUUCUCCAAGCCAGAGAGAGGAUAUCCUGGAUUCAUUACGCAUUGCAUCACCCGACAUUCGAGCAGGAACAUGACGAAUUCUGGAAUCGAAAUGAAGGUCACUCUGCUCGCCUGGCGUAUGAUCCUGCUUGGUUGGCAAUAUACUUCAGUACCCUGAGUGCCGUGUUAGUGUUCUUUCAUGAAGAGGAUACUCCUACAUCACCAGCGCCAGACUGCUCCUCAUUGACACGGAUGCGGAAAUGGUAUGACACUGCAAUUUUCUUUCUGGAGAAAGCCGACUAUCUCCGGGUUCCCACUCUGAAAACCGUCCAGACAAUAGCAAUACUAGGCAUUGUCUUCAAUAAUGUUGGCGAGUUCCACUUCCACGCCAACUUAUGGGCGGUUGCCAUUCGGAUUGCGCAGACUAUCAAGAUCGACGACGAACGAUCUUUGGCCGCACGACCAGCAGUCGAGCGAGAAGUGUGCCGAAGGGUCUGGUGGACACUCAUAAUUUGCGACUGGCUACCAAUCCAUCAGAGAAAUCCCAUUGUUCUGGAGCAGAACUUCCAAGUCAACAUGCCAGCCAUAAAGGACGAUGACGAACUUUCGGGAUCAAAAUCUCGACCAGCCAGUCACCCUCGCCCGAUCCACUACCACAUUGUCAUGAUCAAGCUAGCAAUGAUCUACAACCGGUAUCGCAUGGCUUUGAAGCUAGGCCGAUGGACGAACUCGACCGUGGUUGACCUGGUUGCGAAGACGGACGAGAGCCUCGCUCAAAUCAUCGUUGAGCUUCCGCCCUACCUGCAGAACGACGCAAGCGCUCUCACCAGCGCCAAGUUCUCCGAGACAGAUUAUCCUUGGAUAUCGUGGCAGAGAACAAAACUCAGCAUGCUCCUGCAUAACCUGAGGAUCAGUGUCAACAAGAUUCUACGAAACAUCUGGUCAGAUCAAGGACUGGUGUUCCAGAGAGUACGCUCGAUAUGCCUUGCAUCAUCAACCGCAAUUAUCAGCUUAGCUCUGGACAGUGGUCAACCAAGUGAGCGGCUCAAUUCAUGGGCUGUGGUCACCAAUCUGUUCUCCGCGGCAGUUACCAUUGCGAUUGAGGAAGAACUUAGAGGCGGGAGUGCUGACGAAGAUCCUUCGAACCCAGUGAGAAGGUGCAUCGCCUUCUUCGAAUCCGUCAAAGAGCACAAUCAAGUGGCAGUUGCGGCUCUCGAGAUGCUCCACGCCAUCAUCAAAAGGUCUGGGCCAUGAGCACUAAUACUACGAUACCAACAAACACCCCUCCCGCUCCGAUCCUCAAUCAUACUACAAUUGACUCCUCCGCUCCGUAGGGUUUGACGCCGGCCAGAUGCAGAACCUUGUCCGUCUCUUGGACAUCGUUGAGAGGCCUGUCUCUGCUAUAUAUAUCUGGCUUUCCUAGACGCAAGUUGUCCGGAAUGCCGCCUGGGAAGAUAUUCAUGUUCGGCCAGUGCGUCUGCAACAGUCAGUCCAGCGGCCUUGAAUAUUGACUGUCGAGACCUACCGUGCCCCUGCGUUCAUGAAACAGCUGCCUCUUCAAGUUCAAAUCAUUUUCUGUGGCAAAUUGGGCCGGUGCAUAGCAAGCAUCUGUUCAACAAUUAGCUCUGAUUUGUCAACGGUAUUCUACACUGCACUUACAAACUAUCGAUCUGACUUGCUGACUCUCGGGCAGCUUGUUGUAGUGAAUGGUGCGGGAAUCCCAGAUAAUCAGAUCACCUGGAUCUGCGCAGACUUUGACGACCUCGCAACCGGCCUCCUUGAACCAAUCCACCUCUUCUGUCGAGAAUGACCAAUAAUCCUCAGUACCCCAUGCCCUCUGGCCAGAGGUUUGCGGGUGCUUUUUGAAGAACUCCUCGGUGAGGUUGUGAGAGCCUCGAAGGACGACCAAUCCCCCAUCUUCCGAUCCGUUUGGUGCUAAGUUUAUGAUACCCUGUGCACAUACUAGACCCUUCCGCCUUGGGGAUUGAUCAAUGUGAGGCCAUGGCUGCGACUGAGCAGGGGUGAGAGUUGGCAGCGUGAAGUUGAUACCGUCGAACGAGACGAGCAGCUCGUCAGUGCCCCAGAGUUUCGCAAAAGCGUUGAUGACCUCUGGCUCGCUGUCUUCCUGUAAGUGGGAUGGGCGAAACUUAUAUCGACAAUCUUACGAUCGAGCUUCCCAGACAAAGUCCUCGUGCGGAGCAGCAUAGUCAUGAUACAUCCCGCCUCUGCGAUGAAAAAGUCAGCCAUCUGACUCCACCAAAUGCCAUGCACAUGAGCAGUCUUGACGUACUUCAUGUGUCUGGGGAGAUGCUCUGGAAACCACGUGGACCGAUUAUUCCGAUCAAAGCCGUACGGAAACGUCCCGAGCCAUUCGAACAUUCUUUCGACAUAGUACGCCGCCCUCUCCGGGCUGAUGACAUUUUUGACGACAACAAAACCGUGUUUGAAUAGGUCAUCUCGCCAAUCUCCAUGGUGGACCGUGGUGUCGACUACCGGCGACAGUGGUGCUUCCUCUCUGUGAGGCAUGUUGACAGACUUGGAGUUGGUCGGAUAUACCCACGUCAAUCACGAUGUUGGUGUAUGAUGGUGGGUUCAAAUUGUGUGCUGUUGCAACGAGGAACACAAAGACUUGGAAAGUUAAGCUAUCAGCACGACGGAUGUAGGGAGAUUAUAAGUCUUACGAGGGCCAGCAUCAGGGGACCUGGGGGUUUUAUUGUACCUCUUGCUUGAUAACCAUACUUGAGAUGCACGAGUCAGAAGAUGGGCCUUUCUUUGGCGUGGCCCACAAUUUGCAGUUUCUUCCUCGAACGGUGCCGGUCUCUUUCAAAAGGUCGGCCGAGUGCCGGGCGAGGUUUUUUCCUUUAGCAAGGCUCGACUCCCUAUUUGUGGAUGAUGCCAACUCCAAGUCGCUUGACAGCUACAACUUAUUCAGGAAGACGGAGAACAAAAACAUGGGGGAGCGGGAAGGGGAGAUCUCUAUGGGCCGAGCCCAUCGAGGAUACUGUGUUCAUAUUGACGCAAACAUCGUGCAAGCUACCAGCCAAACCAAACCAGCCUUACUUUGUAAAGUUCUCAUGUUGCCAACCACAGCCAGAGC
Molecule: messenger RNA, 3706 nt
Organism: Exophiala xenobiotica
Lineage: Eukaryota; Fungi; Ascomycota; Eurotiomycetes; Chaetothyriales; Herpotrichiellaceae
Exons: 5
Coding region: 199-1863 (554 amino acids)
Biological process (GO): regulation of DNA-templated transcription
Molecular function (GO): DNA-binding transcription factor activity, RNA polymerase II-specific; zinc ion binding
Source: RefSeq, a predicted model, not a curated record